AUGAAACUAUUCGUUGUUGUAUUAUUGGCCACAUUGGCUAUUGCCCAGGCCAAUAGUCCACCGUGUUUGGGCUGCCCAUCUCCAGUUGGUGACGAAAAGGGUACACAUGAUGCCACCGAGGCUCUUAAAGAUUCUUUAAAGAAAUUCGCUGCUGGUGAAGGACCUUUUUACACAAUUGGUAAAAUCCACAAGGCCACUACCCAAGUUAUUCGUGGUCACCUGUAUAAAAUCAAUGCCGAUUUAGUCGACCAAAACAACCACACCAAAAACUGCGAUAUUGAAAUUAUUAGUUUCAAAGAUGUUACCGUUACUUUCAAGUGUUCCGGUGAACCGACCCUUACCAAGACAUAUAACCCAUAA
This is a messenger RNA of Musca vetustissima, 360 nucleotides long. Its product is annotated as sarcocystatin-A-like. The record is from RefSeq and is a predicted model, not a curated record. Gene Ontology annotation, molecular function: cysteine-type endopeptidase inhibitor activity. Lineage: Eukaryota; Metazoa; Arthropoda; Insecta; Diptera; Muscidae. The transcript has 2 exons. The coding region runs from base 1 to 360 and encodes 119 amino acids.